CAAUUUUAAUUUAGCCUUUCCUCUCUCUAUUUGAAAGCCAUUCUUUCCGGCAUAUCAGACAAACAGGGGAGCUAGAAAUUUAGAUUGAAAAAUCUAACCGUGCAAGUUGGCUCAGAUUGCCUGAUCGGUUCAACAUGGCCAUGUAUAGUGGGUUCAGUGAUGGCGAGAACCACGAGGCCGCCGCUCGACGGAGCAUACCGCCAGCUUCGUCGCUGCUUUGGGUCCGAAAUCUUCGUCGAUAUAUCGGAUCCGGUAUCGGACUCGGAUCCGAAGAUUCGAUGGAGCUUGAGACAAAGAAGAUAUUGCUUGAUUUAUUUAAACAGAAGCAGCAGAAAAGUGCUGGAGUUGGUACAAUACCAAGUUUCUAUAAGAAGAAGCCUGAAGAAGGAUCAAUCAGUGAUAGGGUUCAAAGGUUAGCAAAAUAUCGAUUUUUGAAGAAGCAAUCUGAUAUUUUGCUAAAUGCUGAUGAUCUGGAUACCAUGUGGGUUUACUUAAGGGAAAAUUGUGUUAUCGAUGAUUCCACUGGAGCUGAAAAGAUGAACUAUGAAGAUUUUUUCCAGAUUGCCUCCAUAUGUACAGAACAAAUAGGUGCAAAAUGCCGUCGCUUCUUCAGCCCAUCCAACUUCAUGAAGUUUGAGAAAGAUGAGUCAGGGCGAAUAGCCAUUUUGCCCUUCUAUCUUUAUGUGAUGCGCACAGUUUCUCUUACUCAGGCUAGAAUAGAUAUGAGUGAGAUUGAUGAGGAUUCAGAUGGUUUCCUCCAACCUCAUGAAAUGGAGGCCUAUAUUCGUGGUCUUAUUCCUAAUCUGGCACAACUACAGGAUAUGCCUGGCGCCUUUGUUCAAAUGUACUGUCGCAUAGCUGCACACAAGUUCUUCUUCUUUUGUGAUCCUCAGAGACGAGGAAAAGCCUGUAUAAAAAAGGUUCUUCUAAGCAACUGUCUCCAAGAAUUAAUGGAACUACAUCAGGAAAGUGAGGAAGAAGUCACUGACCAUGAGCAAGCUGAGAAUUGGUUUUCCUUGACAUGUACGCAACGCGUUUGUGAUAUGUUUCUUGCCCUUGAUAAAGAUAUGAAUGGAACACUGAGUAAGCAGGAACUUAAAGAAUAUGCAGAUGGAACGCUAACUGAAAUUUUCAUUGAAAGAGUAUUUGAUGAGCAUGUCCGCCGUGGCAAAACUGGUGCCGGAAAUAAUCGGGAGAUGGAUUUUGAAAGUUUUCUUGACUUUGUUCUGGCCCUCGAGAACAAAGACACUCCGGAAGGAUUAGCAUAUAUAUUCCGUUGUCUCAAUCUUAAUGGUAGGGGAUUCCUCACAACAGCAGAUGUUCAUUCUCUUUUCAGAGAUGUACACCAUAAAUGGACCGAAGGGGGCAACUACGAGUUGUGCAUCGAGGACGUGAGGGACGAAAUAUGGGACAUGGUGAAGCCGGUCGAUCCGUUGAGGAUCACGCUGGCUGACCUCGUGGCUUGUAAACAGGGAGGCACGGUGGCGAGCAUGCUGAUAGAUGUGCGAGGAUUUUGGGCUCAUGACAACAGGGAGAAUCUUCUCCAAGAAGAGCCUGAACUAGAAGCUGAAUGAUUACAUAAAUUUGACAACAAAAAACUGUCAAUAUUGUUUCAACUUUUUUUUGGAAGUAACGGAAAAGUUAUUCUUUAAUAAGUAUUUGGGAAAAGGGUGACGUAUAAAAAUAGAUACUCGACUAUAAGUUGUUUUAUUGAG
Molecule: messenger RNA, 1715 nt
Organism: Hibiscus syriacus
Lineage: Eukaryota; Viridiplantae; Streptophyta; Magnoliopsida; Malvales; Malvaceae
Product: probable serine/threonine-protein phosphatase 2A regulatory subunit B'' subunit TON2
Exons: 12
Coding region: 135-1574 (479 amino acids)
Biological process (GO): microtubule cytoskeleton organization; cortical cytoskeleton organization; regulation of dephosphorylation
Cellular component (GO): centrosome; spindle
Molecular function (GO): calcium ion binding
Source: RefSeq, a predicted model, not a curated record